Dermacentor andersoni is the source of this 1674-nucleotide messenger RNA. Lineage: Eukaryota; Metazoa; Arthropoda; Arachnida; Ixodida; Ixodidae. The record is from RefSeq and is a predicted model, not a curated record.
UUCCACGAGCCAUUGCACGGGCCUCGAGCGCGCGGCUCGAACGUCUAUCAGAGCGGCGGUGGCUCGGACCCCGGCAGGAGGCCGUGCUCCCACCGCUGGCGCGGCUCCUCCAGAAAGCUCGCCCGGGACACCGCUUGGCUGUCCGCUCCUAGGCAGACGACAGCGACAGGUUGGUUGGCAGCGAGUGCGGACGGAGGCCCGAGGACCGAGCGGGGACCACAAUGGGGGAGGAGCCCGCCAAGAAGGGAGCGGCCACGCCCAAGAGCAGGACCAGAACGACGAAGCGGCAACCGCCGGCUGCCGACGAUGACGGCAGUCCUUCUCAAGAGGCCCCGAUUGUGAAGCGAGCACGUGGAAGGACCGCCAAGGACCAGUCUUCAUCUAAUGAGAGGACCCGUUCCAUCGCCGCAACGGCUUCCGGAAAGACGAGAAAGGCCGCUGAGGCACCUACACCCGGCGCCGAUGCGAAUGUCCCGUCCACCAGCAAGGGACCCACGUUGCACAGGGUGAGCCGGAAGACGCGCUCGAGGAGCUCCUCCCCGAGCGACGCUCACACUGCUGCGGCCAAGGCACCGAAGCGUCGGCACCGCUCGCGGAGUCGCUCCCACGGCGGCAGCAGUCAUCGCGCCAAGAGGGGCAGGAGCCGCGCGAAAUCCACGCACUCGUCCCGCAGCGGUCACGGUGGCCGCAAGCGGAAGGGCAGCCGCCGUGGAGGGUCCGCCACCACCUCGCAGAGCAGCCGCGGAACAAAGAGGAAGAGCCGCCGCCGACGCCAUUCCAAGAGCAGCACCUCUGCGGCGAGCGCGAGUACCAGGAGUGGCGGGAGACGGCGCCGCCACGUCCGUAGCACGCGUUCGUCAAGCCGUGGAGGAAAGCGGGGCAAACCAAAGAAGGCGGCGAGCAGUUCCUCGUCGAGGCCUCGUCGGGCCAAGGGGACUGCUGGCAAGGCUACUAAAAGGGGCAAGCGCAAAUAAAAAAGACCGCCUUGGCCGGGAAUAGAUGUGGGCCGGAUCCGGAGAAAAUCUACACUUGGCCUCAGCCUUGCCUACCAUUCACGAUCGAGGAAUGAAAUGGGGAGAUGCCGGCCGUCAAUGAAUAAAACUUGGCCCGCGCAACAGGACGACAACGUCAAAUAAAUUUCACUAUCGAUGCACUCUACUGUUGUUACUGUUGCUCAAUCACUCUCUGUAGGAAAGGUUCCCGGGGGUGCGAUUUUUUCGCUAUUCAAUUAAAGUUAAGUAAACAGGCGACGUGAAUGUUAUGAAGCACGGUAGUGUUGAUACGGGUCAUAGCUUCCUCUCUUGUGCCCUAUAGUAAUUGUGUAGGCAACACGAAGACAAGUGAAAGAGAAUGUCUAUAACGCAAACUAGAAUAAAUAAAUAAAUAAAUAAAUAAAUAAAUAAAUAAAUAAAUAAAUAAAUAAAUAAAUAAAUAAAUAAAUAAAGAUAUUAGUAAAUAAAUAUAUAUGAACUGCACAAUUAAUAGAAUAUUUACGGCAGAAAAGUUGCAGGAGGAAACGACUUUAUUCAAGAGAAACUUCAGGCCGCUUGUUUGCGGCGACCUUUUCCGCCCAGGCAAUGAUUGCUUUUUGUCUUUUUAUUCGGGAGACCGUAAUACGGUCUCCCAUGUCCUGAGCGAGUCGGCAGAAGCUCUCUGGGCGGGGGAAGGCCCUCA